GUUUCUUCUGCUAGUUCAGUGUGGAUGCUGCUAAGCGCGUGGGACUUGGUCUCAAGUCGUCGCAGGCUAAAGAAGUUCAGAUCAAGGCGAGGGAGAGAGAGGGGAGUAGCCUCUCGACCUCCAGAAAUCAUCAUCUGACUAGCUCUGCGCUUCGAUGGAUUAGCUGACGAAAGAAGACCCUUGUUCUGAUUUACAGGGUUUUCAUCACAUUAUUUCGCCAUCUGCUGCAAUAAUACUUAUAACUACAAGCUCAAGUCAAGCCCCCACGAGCACAAAUGGCAGAGGCUGUAAUGCUUGUGGUCUCAAAGAUUGGCUCCGUUUUAUUAGAGGAAAUCACCUUCACAGUGAUAAGCAAGCUAUCUGAAAAGAUUACUAAUCUGAAGGAAUUGCCGGUCAAGGUUAAGGAAAUAGGGAAAGAACUGAACAUGAUGAACACUUUUAUAAAAAGGAUAAGUACAACCGAUCUUACAGAUGAUGUCAAGGCCUGGAUUGCUGAGGUGCGAGAGCUGGCCCACUGUGUUGAGGAUGUACUUGAUAAAUAUUCAUAUCAUGCUCUUAAAUUGGAUGAAGAAAAUGCUGUGAAACAAAUCUUCACCAAAGCUAAUUAUAUCAAAGUUUUCAGCGAAAUUGCUGAUGAGAUUACCCAGAUCGAGGGGAAAAUUGAGAAUGCUGUAAAGCGGAAAGAUCGGUGGCUGCAACUGUCUGAGCUUACACCCUACCCACUGGCUGAUGUUCAAAGAAAACAAUCUCGAGAUUGUCUACUGGAACUUGUUCAAGAUGAUCUUGUUGGUAUUGAAGAUAACAGGAAACAAUUGACCAAAUGGUUGUACUCCGAUGAGCAAGGCAGCACAGUGAUAACAGUAUCUGGUAUGGGUGGACUUGGAAAAACCACCCUGGUUGCAAAUGUAUACGAGCAAGAAAAGAUGAACUUCAACGUUUAUCAUUGGAUUGUCGUGUCACAAAAAUAUGACAUAGCUGAAUUGCUGAGAAAAAUGUUGAGAAAAUGUUGGUCUCUAGAACAUACACAGCUAGCAGAUUUGGACGCUCAUGACUUGAAAAGUGCCAUAAAGGAAAGAUUAAAAGAUAGUAAAUGUUUGGUUGUAUUGGAUGAUGUCUGGAACCGAGAAGUAUACACUCAGAUAGGGGAUGCAUUCCAGAACCAAAAAGCAAGUCGCAUAAUCAUCACAACACGACAGGACCAGGUAGCAUCUUUAGCAAACAUAACACGGCAACUCAAACUCCUGCCAUUGAAGCACAAUGAUGCAUUUGAUCUCUUAUGUAGAAAGGCUUUCAAUGCCAGCAUGGGCUGCAAGUGCCCGCAGGAGCUUGAGAAACUGGCUGAUGAUAUAGUAGAUAGGUGCCAAGGACUGCCACUAGCAAUCGUAUCUAUAGGUGGCCUGUUGUCUUCAAUGCCGCCAACGAAAUAUGUCUGGAAUGAAACAUACAAGCAACUACGAAGUGAUCUAGCAAACAACAAUCAUGUUCAAGCAAUUCUAAAUCUGAGCUACCAGGACUUACUAGGAGAACUUAGAAACUGCUUCUUGUAUUGUAGUUUGUUCCCUGAAGAUCAUGAGUUGUCACGGGAGACCCUUGUACGGUUGUGGGUUGCAGAAGGCUUUGCAGUGCAAAAAGAACAUAACACACCAGAGGAGGUGGCCGAAAGAUAUCUUCGGGAACUGAUACAACGGAAUAUGCUAGAAGUUCUGGAAUAUGAUGAGCUAGGCAGGGUUAGUAAGUGUAAGAUGCAUGAUCUCGUACGGGACCUUGCUCUUUCUAUUGCUAAAGAGGAGAAGUUCGGUUACGCAAAUGAUUUUGGCACCAUGGUAAAGACAAACAGGGAAGUUCGCCGCCUGUCAUCAUGUGGAUGGAAAGACAAAACUAUGUUGAAAGUUAAGUUCCUGCGUCUUAGGACCCUAGUGGCACUUGGAAUUACAACAUCCUCCCCUCAGAUGUUAUCCUCAAUUUUGUCUGAAUCCAGCUACCUUACUGUUCUCGAGCUACAAGACUCUGAAAUAACUGAAGUGCCGGCAUCCAUAGGAAAUUUGUUUAAUCUACGUUAUAUUGGCCUGCAACGCACUAGAGUCAAGUCACUUCCAGAGUCUAUUGGGAACCUGUCCAGCCUCCACACUCUCAACAUCAAACAAACCAAAAUACAAAAGCUACCACGAGGCAUCGUUAAGGUCAAGAAGUUGCGGCACCUUCUAGCUGACAGAUAUGAGGAUGAAAAUAAGUCAGAGUUCCGGUAUUUUAUUGGAGUGCAAGCACCUAAAGAGCUAUCCAAUCUGGAAGAACUCCAGACCCUUGAGACAGUGGAAGCCAGCAAGGACCUGGCUGAGCAGCUGAAGAAACUUAUGCAACUACGGAGCGUGUGGAUUGACAACAUAAGUGCUGCUGACUGUGCAAAUCUUUUUGCUACACUAUCAAAGAUGCCGCUUCUUUCUAGCUUGCUUCUAUCCGCAAGUCACGAGAAGGAGACACUUUGCUUGGAAAAUCUCAAGCCAAGUUCGGAAAAUCUCCAUAGGUUGAUUAUCAGAGGGUGCUGGGCAGCUGGGACACUACAGUCCCCAAUAUUUCGUGACCAUGGGAAAUUUCUCAAGUAUCUGGCCAUAAGCUGGUGCCAUCUUCAGGAAGAUUCUCUACUCCUCCUAGCACCACAUGUGCCAAACCUCACCUAUCUUAAACUUAACAGGGUGAGUAGUGCAAGCAGCUUGGUUCUUUCUGCAGGUUGCUUCCCACAGCUGAAGACGCUCGCCUUGAAGCGUAUGCCUGAUGUAAACCACUUGGAGAUCAUAGGCGGUGCCCUCCAGCAUAUUGAAGGUUUAUAUGUAGUGUCACUCCCAAAGCUGGACACUAUCCCUGAAGGCAUUGAGUCCCUUAGGUACCUGAAGAAGCUGUGGCUUUUGGGUCUGCAUAAGAAUUUCAGAUCUCAGUGGGAAAAAAAUGGAAUGCAACAAAAGAUGCAACAUGUUCCAGAGUUGCGUGUCAAGGACUAGAAACUUGCUUGUUUUUGCCGUAAUAUCUGUCUGGUGAGUCUGUGUUCAGCCACACUCCAACAAAUGAUCAGUUUAUGACAGAUGAGCUAGCUGCACCACUACAUCACAACCUCAUUAUUGGAAAUAAGUCCUGAAAUAUUGGCUAUCCUAGCCAUCAGGGAACUCAUUUGUCAUAUUUUCUAUUGUAGUUUUAUUUCUUCACAACUUUGCAGAAUUUAUGAAACCAGUCCUUUCAUUGUUGAACAUAUGACAUUUGGUGUAGUACCAAUUGAAAUGGUGGCACCAUCACAAAUUCACAAUA
Molecule: messenger RNA, 3294 nt
Organism: Oryza sativa Japonica Group (Japanese rice)
Lineage: Eukaryota; Viridiplantae; Streptophyta; Magnoliopsida; Poales; Poaceae
Product: disease resistance protein RPM1
Biological process (GO): defense response to other organism
Molecular function (GO): ADP binding
Source: RefSeq, a predicted model, not a curated record